Drosophila persimilis is the source of this 2103-nucleotide messenger RNA. RefSeq names its product protein limb expression 1 homolog (gene lft). Bases 32 to 841 code for a protein of 269 amino acids. The transcript has 4 exons. The record is from RefSeq and is a predicted model, not a curated record. Gene Ontology annotation, cellular component: cytoplasm. NCBI's taxonomy places the organism in Eukaryota, Metazoa, Arthropoda, Insecta, Diptera, Drosophilidae. Gene Ontology annotation, biological process: autophagosome maturation.
UCAAUAUAAUACAUACUUAAGUAUCUUCAUAAUGGUAUACCCUGAGGAACCCUUUUGGGUUUUACCCACGGUAACUGGAUUUUACGAAGAUAGAGAUUAUAGAGUAAAUGUAGUGGAAGCACUUCAAGAAUUUUGGCAAAUGAAACAGUCACGAGGAGCGGACCUUAAAAACGGCGCACUUGUAAUAUACGAAUCGAUUCCGUCCAAUAGCCAGCCUUAUGUAUGUUUCGUAACACUGCCUGGGGGUAGUUGCUUUGGUAGCUUUCAGAACUGUCCAACAAAGGCGGAAGCAAGACGUAGCUCGGCUAAAAUUGCUUUAAUGAACUCCGUAUUUAAUGAACAUCCGUCGCGUCGAAUUAGCGACGAGUUUAUUUUGAAGGCAGUACAGGAUGCACGUGCUUCCUUUAAAACAACACUACAAGGCAAUGAAGGGACAGAAUCUGGAAUCGAAGCUUUCAGGUUUAUGCUGGAAGCAAAUAAGGGAAGAACCAUGUUGGAAUUCCAAGAAUUGAUGACUGUAUUCCAGCUCCUGCAUUGGAAUGGGUCUUUAAAGGCAAUGCGAGAACGUCAGUGUUCAAGGCAAGAAGUAGUGGCGCACUAUUCAAACCGCAGUCUAGAUGACGAAAUGCGUGCACAGAUGUCUUUAGAUUGGAUAGCUCGUGAACAUGAUAGCCCUGGCGUUAUCCGAAGGGAGUUGCUUUUGGCCGAGCGCGAGCUAGAGACUUCUCGUAUGGCUGGUCGGGAAUUACGCUUCCCAAAAGAAAAAAAGGACAUAUUAAUGAUAGCUCAUAAUCAGCUGGGUGGAAGUAACUUGAACUCGGCAUCUAUUGAUCAUUUAUAAUAACAAAAGAAAACUGAUCUAUUGCGAAGUCAAAUUGAACAGAUAUUUAUAAAAUACAAAAAUCUCUCAUUGAGAACAAAAUGAUUAUCCGACGUGUUUCCAAUUUCACUUUUUCAAUAUUAUCAAAAUCGGUUUAAAAUCGGAAAAAAAUUUUAAUAAUGUGCAUCUAAAUAACAUACAAAAUUUGUUUUUAUUUGAUGGAAACUAAUUGUAAUAGUACAAUUUAGUUCUAGUGGGAAAUCUAACACAAAUAUUUGUUUAACCAAGCCUCAGAUGUUGUGGUGUGGUACGUUAAGUGAGGUUUACGCCAGAAGGUAAAUACAAAUUGUUAAUUGGUAAUCGAACAGUUUUGAGUAUCGAAAAUUAAUUUAAAUUAUUUGGAUCAAAUGGCUAAGUGAAAAUGGAAGCACGGGUAUAUAUUUAUAUAAUUGGCAUACCAUAUGAUCUCCAGUAAAAAGGACAAGUCGAUUUAAGAUAGAAAAAAUAUUAUACAUUCCAUGAACUCUUUCCAAAAUAAAUUUCUUCUUCAGUAUAUUAAAAAAUAUGGCUCAUAAAAAUUUCCAUUUUCAUCAAAGGGGGGUUGAGUGUGUUUUUUUCUAUCGAUAUGCCAUGGUGGGUGCGAAUCUCUAAGAGACGUGACUGACUCGUGCCAUUCAACGAACUGGCCUGCCCCUCCGCGGGAUCACCGUAAAGAAUUACUUUGCGAAUUACAUUGCCUACUUUAGGCACUCUCUGCUACGAUUCACUUCCUUUCGCAUCUUCUCAGAUUGCUCUGGCGGGUUAUUAGGGUCUUGCAAACGAACUUCCAGUUUUUCUCUAACUUGUUCAAGUAGGACAUCCGGCCGGAAUCCUGAUGGUUGCUACGGGGAGAUUUCCUUUGGGCAGAGGGAUUAAGCCCUGCAUUUUCCUUCUUGUCUCGAGUUCUCCCGAAGUCACCUGUCACCUGCUCUAUGGAAACCGGUUGACCAAGCAAGACAAUUCAAUGCUCCAACUAUCAAUGAAGUCGCAGUGGUAAUUGUUGCGUCGGAAUGGUACGAGUAUUCAAACAAAAGAUCAGAGUAAUCAUGAAUUAAAUCGUUAAGCAGAAGGUUUUUGGCUAACUCCGAGGUCUAAUGUACUCGGUUAAAUGCAGAAGCGUGGUUUACCACAUAGUACAGAUCGAUUAUAAUGAUAUUGCGGAAUCUGAAUCAUAUGAAACUUUGCCACGGUACGCGGUUGUCCGUCAAGAAACUGAUGAACAGUGUGAUUCAAACGACGAUAAU